Aspergillus affinis is the source of this 3453-nucleotide messenger RNA. Its product is annotated as fungal specific transcription factor domain-containing protein. The coding region runs from base 1 to 3453 and encodes 1150 amino acids. The transcript has 6 exons. The record is from RefSeq and is a predicted model, not a curated record. Gene Ontology annotation, molecular function: DNA binding; zinc ion binding. Lineage: Eukaryota; Fungi; Ascomycota; Eurotiomycetes; Eurotiales; Aspergillaceae. Gene Ontology annotation, biological process: DNA-templated transcription. Gene Ontology annotation, cellular component: nucleus.
AUGGGCAAAGCGAAGCAGGCAGUCUUCAAAGCAUGCGAGAGUCUCGAGGACCACAAAGAGCUGUUUCACAUCUUCCCGACCGGGGACAAAUAUAUUUCGCUUGUGACUGGGAGUAUCUCCGCGAUCGUCAAGGCCGCCGUGAACCACCAAGCCGUCGCGACCGGCGUGUCGAAGAUUCUCGCAGACAACUGGGAUGAUAUCAAAUAUCCCCGGGGGCUUAUCUCUGGCCCCUUCAACAAUGAACCCGUUCGACCAUAUGUCGCCCUCUUCUACACCGAGGUUUUCAAGGUCCUUGUGGGCAUUCUUGUUCACUGGCACCAAUCCCGUCUGCGGCGUGUCAUCCAUAGUUUUAACUUCGGUUACGUCGAGAACCUGGUGGGCAAAGCAAGGUCAAAUAUGAAGGAGCUGAUGACCAAAGUUGAACAGCAGAUGCAGCCGGAAAGAUGGAACAAAGUGGCCAGUAAAGAGGACUUGCUUCCGAUCGGCGAAAAGCUGCAACUCCUUUUGCGGGAGCAGGCUCGCAUGAACCAAAGCUUGCAGUUACUUGCCGUUAAGUCAAAGUCCCAUAAUGCAUUAUCACUUGAUAUAGAUGAUACCAAACUUUUGCCCCAGGAGUCAGAUUGUUCGUCUCUGUCAGCUGCCGAUCGGACAAUGUCAGAUUUCAAAGACUCGGCUCAACAUCUCAGAUCGUAUCUUCAAGACGUAUACUAUGCGAGCUUGAAAGAUCAAACCCACAAUCUCUCUGUCAGUCUCGAGGUCGUUAACAUUGUACAACAAUGGGUUACUACACCAGUGUCUUCCUGCCUCUGGAUUGACGGGCCUUUUAACACCGCCACCCCUUCGCAGAACACCCUCAUGAGCAGCUCUACCCUCGAUACAAUCCAGUCCAUGAAUCUCCCAGUCAUUUCCUACUUUUGUCUGAACAUCUGGGAAUACGAAACGGGCCCACCGAGAGAUUCCGAACUAGUGAGAAUGGUAUACUCGCUGCUUUAUCAGCUUCUCCGAUAUAUCCCCGACUCCUUACCACCUCCUGCCGCACUGGACUCGUUCGAAUUCUCCUCGCUGGAUGGGUCGACAGACUCUCUAGCAACUGCCAUCGCGAUCCUUGAUAAUCUACUACUUACUGCACCCCGAACAUUAUUCUGUCUCAUCAAUGGCAUCCAGCUGCUUGAUGAUGGUACGAUGAGUAAAUCAAUGGAGCUGUAUUUAGAGCAAUUUGUCAAACUAUUCUGCUCACCUAGAGAGACUCCACCUCUGUCCAAGGUUCUAUUCACGACCGAUGGCUUCACGCCUCUCUUGAGCUUGCCUACCAGUCUGGAUCAGAUUGAGAGAUGCACAUAUGAUCAGCCCAUGGGGCACAAGCGGAAGUCUGAUGGUAACUCCAGCCUGAUGAUUACUUUGCAACAAGCAGUUGAAAGCAUCCGAUAUUGCUUUUACCAUCCUGCCCCUUUAACGCGACCACGUGGUAGCAAACCCCGUUCAGGGUCAAGACAGACCGAACCCACUCCGUCUAGGUCCAGGGCAGAAAGAAGCCAUGACGUACAAGUUCAAAAUAGUCCUGCAGUUCUAUCUCAACUACACACGCCGGGUGGAUCCUCCGGAAUAGUAGAGAGUGAGCCCUCCACCGCAGGGCGAGGGAAUUACUUGGGCCCGUCCAGUUUCCUGUCCGUGUUUCAAGACGUCAGUCCCAACCUCGAGGUCUCGACAUAUGCUCGAUCCUCCGGCUCGUGGGGUCGCUGGAAUAGUGCUUCGAAUACUUUCGCGCGACGGCUGGUCCAGCUCCUUCGUCCGUUGGCGAUGUAUGAAGAAAUGAUCACCCGGAACUUCGAAGAAUGCUUGUUUAACACGAUCCCGGAGCCCCUAGCACUGCAACCGCUGAGGUUACUUCGGACUCAAAUUGAGAGCGGAAGGUGGUUUGAUGAUGAAGAGGCUCUAGCCUCUAUUAUCACUCGCAACACGGCAGAGAAAUCGAUUGUCAUCACCCCUAACAUGACGCCGGACGAGUUCUACGCCACUUUCACCGGGGAGAACCUAAGAUGGGAGUUUGUCGGAAUUAUCUUCACUUUGGCAGGACUAGCCACUACAACCGUAUGGUAUCAGUCUGACUCUUUUCUGAGCGAGACAGAGAAGGAUGCUUUCACAGAGGAGAUGGCUGCUGCAAGUAACGCGUGCAUCGACAUUUGCAAUCAGCAUGACAAUGUUAACGAUUUGUUGGUAUGGUUGUACCAUACACAUUUCGCGCUGGUGGCCGAUGCCAUUGAGGAACUGAGUGAUUACGUUUUUCGAGUCUUCGGGAAUUUGAUAUCGCACAUGUAUUCCCUUGGCCUGCAUCGACUCCAAGCAUCUAAUGCAGAUAUCCCUUUCUUUCUUUCGGAGACACGGAAGCGAGUAUUUACUUCGUGCUAUCGCACUGACAAGAAUAUCGCCAUGUUUCUCGGGAGACCGCCCCGACUGCCGGAUCACUAUUGCGAUACAGAUCUGCCGCUAGAUCUCGAAGAUGAGAGUCUAGUCUUAGAUCCAGUGUCUCUCAAACAGGUCCUCAGCGGGAUAUCUGCGGACGGCUGGAGUGAUGGGCCGUUUUCUCCUAAUGGGAACAUCCGACCGGCAACCGCAGUACGAGUGAGAUAUAAGAUAGCGAAAUUACGAGAACGAGUGGUGGCACUUUUUCUGGGCAAGAAGACUAAGACUUUUGACGACGAGUUACAGGCAGUUCAUCUCGACCUGCAACAAAUGUGGGAGAGUAUUCCGGUCCAAUUUCACUAUCACGCCACCGGAUUCGGAGACAAGAACCCGGCCAACGCGUCCGUUCGGGUCAUCACCUCGAUGGAGUAUCUGCAGGCAGUCUCGCAGAUAGAACGAAUUAGAUGCCGCCAAACUCAGGACUCUAUGCACAACUUACUGAAUUCAUCGAUGCGAAUCGUUACUGCCUUGAUUGAAUUCAUUAAAGCCCGCAAGCAGGGUGGAAAUAUCCAAAAGGGGUACAUGGGAGUGUUCCUUCUUUACGGUCUUCCAGCCGCCGGGGUGCUCGCGAUCGAGCUUCAUCGAUGCACCGUUCAGGGGACGCCGCUUCCCUCCUCUAUUCCUCGGUCCACCAUAAUUCGGAAUCUGAGCCUGCUUGUAUCAUGGUUCGAAGACGUGAACAAUGUCAUUAGCAUCACGCAGAAAAAUUGCGUGCAGGUCAGCGAGGUAAUUACAAGACUUCUUGACGAAACUUUGAACCACCAUGCCGGGGCAGGUGCCCAAACGACGGACCAAGUCCAGCACCGAUCAGGGAUCGAAGGAUGCGAGGGACCCCUAAAUGAUAGUAUUACGGCUUUGGGACCCCCAGCCGACAGCCUCCUGUUGCCGGACGAGAACGCCCUCAACGUGAAUACAUUUGGAACGAGUGUUGAGUUUCUAGAUUGGUGGGAUGAAUUCUGGGUGGAUGGUUCCAUUCCGGAGGCUGUGUUAUAA